AUGCGUAACCAAUUUGUCUUCAAACAAAAAUUGAGUGCUUACCAUCGGAGGCAGGAAGAAUGGUUGACAAGCGCUGGUGGAAGAAGGUUGGUCGUCGGCGACGGGUGGAAGGGGGCAGAUGGUGUAGACGAACGACGACAGAUGAAAUCAAGUUAUACUCUCUGGUUGUCGUUCCGUUCGUGGUUUUGUGUUUUGGACUAUUGUUUUGCUGGGACCUUUGUUCCGACACAGAACAUCUCUGCUACCGCUCGUGCGCCUCUCCUUCUCACAGCCUGUAUCAUCAUUAUACGCUUCUUUGUUUCCACUCAGCUACGUGUUUCUUCGUCGUCCUCAGGUAUUCAAGAUACAAGGGAAUUUCAAUGGAAUAAUGUUAUAAAUGGAAAGGACUUCAAGUAUGUUUUCUUAGUUGCCAACAAUGCCCUCAAGGGUCUAAGUGGCAAAGAAAAAUACGAAAAGGCAAGGUUGUUGAAGGGAUACAUAGGAGGCAUCAGACAAGCUUACACUAAAUAUUUUACAAAUAAGGAUUUGACAAAGAGACAAGUGGAAAUGGCUACAUAUCUUAUUGAUAAAUUAGCACUUAGAGCAGGAAUCGAGAAGGUAGUAUUGCUAUCUGUGACGAAAUGGAAUUCAAGAUUCCAUUCCACCAAAACGUUGAGCCACAAUCUCCAAAUAUCCUCAAGGGAUGAGGAGGGCGUUAAUGUCUUUUCGGGAUUCAUUGCGUAAAAUAAGGGAAGAAGGGUAACGAAGAUCUUUUUGACAAGCUGGAUACAAACAUAUUGAAUGCUUAUUUAAAGGAACUCAUGUCUGGCUUCACAUCUAAAGUUUUCCAUACAUAUAAUGCAUCCAUCACAUUGGAUGAUAUGGUAAAAUCAAUACUAACAUCACUUUUUUCAUUUGUGUUGUAUUAGAUAAAUU
Messenger RNA from Lactuca saligna, 915 nucleotides. NCBI's taxonomy places the organism in Eukaryota, Viridiplantae, Streptophyta, Magnoliopsida, Asterales, Asteraceae. The record is from the annotation of a GenBank genome assembly.